AUGAUGGAAGGAGUGCUGUUAUCAAAACCUUCACCGCUACCAGCUUUCUGCAGGGAGGGAGGAAAACCUUGUAUUGGGAGAAAGUUUAUCACUAGCUUUAAUGCAAGAGAGAAUAAACUGGUUUGUGUGACAGAUGGGAACUCAUUCUUGGGUUCUCAUAUAGUCAAAGAGCUCCUUUCUCGUGGCUACCUUGUACGAGUCACCAUUCAUAACCAAGUGGAUCUUGAGGACUUGAGAGAACUGAUGAAAGAAGACAUGAAUAAACUAGAGAGUGUUGUAGUAGCAAAGAUGAAAGACUUGGGAAGUCUUUGUGAUGCAUUUAGAGGUUGUCAUGCAGUUUUCCACACCUCCUCCUUUAUUGAUCCACAGGGGAUCUCAGGUUAUUCAGAACAAAUGGCAUUUCUUGAAACUGAGAGUGCAAGGAAGGUUAUUGAAGCAUGCGGUAGGGCAGCAUACAUAAGGAGAUGUGUCUUCACUUCUUCUCUUCUUGCUUCCAUCUGGACCUCUUCCGAUUUAGACAGGGUUGUUGAUGAGAGUUGCUGGAGCAGUGAGGAAUUUUGCAGAGAAAACAAGCUUUGGCUUGCAUUGGGUAAGAUGAGAGCAGAAAAGAUUGCUUGGAGGAAGUCAGAAGAAUUGAAAGUGAAACUUGCAACUGUUUGCCCUGGCCUUCUCAUAUCUUCCUCAUUUCCUCGUGCUCACAAAGAAACUUCUUUUCCAUAUCUUAAAGGUGGUUCGGACAUGCUACGACGAGGUCUCCUGGCUAUAGCAGAUGUAAGGAAGGUGGCAGAAGCACAUGUCCAUGUUUAUGAAGCUAUGGAUACUGGAGCUCAUGGACGAUAUCUUUGUUACGAAAAAGUAGUACAUAGCUUGGAUGAAGCCAUUCAGCUCGAAAAUGAAUUGAAUAUACAAGGUCUAUUGUCAGGAGGAAGAAGUGGAAUCAUAUCAGAAGAAAUACACAGCAAUCUUAGUAAUUCAAAGCUUGCCAGAUUGUUGCUUCCAGCCCCUCACAUGUCUUGCAAUCAAUGA
This is a messenger RNA of Dovyalis caffra, 1026 nucleotides long. Lineage: Eukaryota; Viridiplantae; Streptophyta; Magnoliopsida; Malpighiales; Salicaceae. The record is from the annotation of a GenBank genome assembly.